AUGGAAGAUACUGAUGACAUUGAGGAUGAUGAUAACUCUAAUGUUGACGAUGACUGGUAUAAUUAUGAUGAUGACUAUAGUCGUUAUGAUGGUUAUGACGACUGGUAUAAUUAUGAAGAUGACGAUGAAGAAGAAGGUGGAGGCUUUGGUGGCAGUGCUGGACUAGGUGGUGGAUGGUUCGGUGGUGGUGGCAAACUUGGUGGCCUUGGCGGUAGCUUUGGUGGUGGAGCUGGUGUAGGAGGUUGGCUAGGUGGAGGUGGCAGUCGUGGUUUUCGUGGAGGCGGUGGGCUCAGUGGCCUAGGCGGAGGAUUUGGUGGUGGUGCUGGUGGAGGACUUGGCGGGGGGCUUCCUUGA
This is a messenger RNA of Nymphaea colorata (pocket water lily), 354 nucleotides long. Its product is annotated as glycine-rich protein 5-like. The transcript is spliced from 2 exons. NCBI's taxonomy places the organism in Eukaryota, Viridiplantae, Streptophyta, Magnoliopsida, Nymphaeales, Nymphaeaceae. The record is from RefSeq and is a predicted model, not a curated record. The coding region runs from base 1 to 354 and encodes 117 amino acids.